Suncus etruscus (white-toothed pygmy shrew) is the source of this 2475-nucleotide messenger RNA. RefSeq names its product putative homeodomain transcription factor 1 (gene PHTF1). The transcript is spliced from 18 exons. Lineage: Eukaryota; Metazoa; Chordata; Mammalia; Eulipotyphla; Soricidae. The record is from RefSeq and is a predicted model, not a curated record. Gene Ontology annotation, cellular component: endoplasmic reticulum. Bases 98 to 2386 code for a protein of 762 amino acids.
CUCAGAGAGAAAUCUUAGGGCAAACUGACUCAUCAUUUCCUGGCAUUCUUUCCCUUCUUUGCAGUAAAGAUCCCCAUUUUCUGGCCCGGAGACGCAGAUGGCCUCCAAUGACAACGAUGCAAUAUCGUGGUACCAAAAGAAGAUUGGAGCGUAUGAUCAGCAGAUUUGGGAAAAAUCAAUCGAACAGACUCAGAUUAAGGGCUUCAAAAACAAACCAAAAAAGAUGGGUCAUAUAAAGCCAGACUUGAUUGAUGUUGACCUAAUCAGAGGUUCAACAUUUGCUAAAGCCAAACCUGAAAUUCCAUGGACCUCACUGACUCGAAAGGGACUUGUUCGAGUUGUAUUUUUCCCAUUUUUCAGCCAUUGGUGGAUCCAGGUUACCUCUUUAAGAAUCUUUGUUUGGCUGCUACUGCUUUACCUCAUGCAAGUUCUAGCACUCGUUUUAUAUUCUAUGAUGCCUCUUGUGAAUGUUAGUGAAGUCCUUGGACCUUUGUGCCUUAUGUUACUCAUGGGAACUGUCCACUGUCAGAUUGUGUCUACUCAGAUAACAAGGUCAUCAGGAAACAAUGGUAAUCGGAGAAGAAGAAAAUUACGGAAAACUGUAAAUGGUGAUGGGAGCCGAGAAAAUGGAAAUAAUUCCUCUGAUAAAGUCAGAGGAAUAGAAAAUGUGGAACCUGUACCCUUUAUUGGUGGUUUUUGGGGGACUCUUUUUGGUAACAGGAUUAAAAGAGUAAAAUUAAUAUGUAACCAAGAGACUGAAACCGAGAAUGAUACAAGCUGUUUGCCUCCCAUCGUUAAGAAGAGACAAUGUCGGCCAGAGAUUAAAAUGUGGCAAACAAGAGAGAAAGCAAAAUUGUCAGAUGGAGAAAACUGCCAGAGGGAGCCAUCCGUCAGGUCUUUGGGUAAUGGCAUUUCAGAUGAUCUUUCAAGUGACGAAGAUGGUGAAGCCCAGACACAGAUGAUAUUAUUGCGAAGGAGUGUGGAAGGGGCCUCAAGUGACAACGGCUCUGAAAUUAACAGGAAGUCAAUAUUUUCAAGGCACCCAAACUCUCAGGUAAAGAAAACCUCUUCCAGGUGGUGUCGUAUUGUUCGGGAUUCAGAUAGUCUAGCUGAAUCUGAAUUUGAAUCAGCAGCCUUCAGCCAGGGCUCUAGAUCUGGUGUGAAUGGUGGCUCUUGCAGCCACAGUAUGUCAAGAAGAGACUCCGAAAGCACUCGCCAUGACUCAGAGACAGAGGAUAUGCUGUGGGACGAUCUGCUACAUGGCCCCGAGUGUCGUUCAUCCGUCACCAGUGACAGCGAAGGGGCUCAUGUGCAGCCUGCUCACUCAGGGACCAAACGAGAUCCCAAAGAAGAUGUCUUCCAGCAGAACCAUUUAUUCUGGCUUCAGAACUCAAGUCCUGCCUCUGAUCGAGUCAGUGCAAUAAUUUGGGAAGGCACUGAGUGCAAAAAGAUGGAUAUGUCUGUGUUAGAAAUAAGUGGCAUCAUCAUGAGCAGGGUUAAUGCCUAUCAGCAAGGAGUUGGCUAUCAGAUGCUGGGAAAUGUUGUCACCGUUGGACUAGCAUUUUUUCCUUUCGUAUACCGACUUUUCCGUGAGAAGAGCCUUGACCAGCUAAUGAACAUCUCAGCUGCAGAGAUCUUGACACUCUUUUGUGGAGCACCACCUGUUGCACCUAUUAUUGUUUUGUCAUUGAUCAAUUUUUUUGAACGAUUAUGUCUUACUUGGAUGUUUUUUUUCAUGAUGUGUGUGGCUGAGAGAACAUAUAAGCAGAGAUUUUUAUUUGCAAAACUUUUCAGCCAUAUUACUUCUGCCAGGAAAGCCAGGAAAUAUGAAAUACCUCAUUUCAGACUCAAAAAGGUGGAGAACAUUAAGAUCUGGUUAUCACUGCGUUCCUAUCUGAAGAGACGGGGUCCACAGCGCUCAGUAGAUGUGGUUGUAUCUUCAGUUUUCUUACUGACACUUUCUAUUGCUUUCAUUUGUUGUGCCCAGGUUCUCCAAGGACAUAAAACUUUCCUGAAUGAUGCUUAUAAUUGGGAGUUUUUGAUCUGGGAAACAGCUUUAUUACUUUUCUUGCUUCGCCUCGCCUCAUUGGGAUCUGAAACCAAUAAGAAGUACAGCAAUGUUUCGAUAUUACUUACCGAACAGAUUAAUUUAUAUCUUAAAAUGGAAAAAAAGCCAAACAAGAAAGAACAACUUACUUUAGUAAACAAUGUAUUAAAGCUAUCUACCAAGUUGUUGAAAGAACUGGACACACCAUUUAGACUCUAUGGACUGACGAUGAAUCCCUUAAUCUACAAUAUCACACGAGUUGUCAUCCUCUCUGCCGUCUCAGGUGUCAUUAGUGAUCUUCUAGGAUUUAAUAUAAGACUGUGGAAAAUUAAGCCAUAAACUGAGCCCGUGCGCCUGGACUCUUUUAUCUUGGCAUCAGUGAUUCACCCACGAUGGAUAGGAUGGCUGCAGAAUCAAUCCCGGAGAUA